Molecule: messenger RNA, 1416 nt
Organism: Macroventuria anomochaeta
Lineage: Eukaryota; Fungi; Ascomycota; Dothideomycetes; Pleosporales; Didymellaceae
Product: tRNA isopentenyltransferase
Exons: 3
Coding region: 1-1416 (471 amino acids)
Biological process (GO): tRNA modification
Cellular component (GO): mitochondrion
Molecular function (GO): tRNA dimethylallyltransferase activity; ATP binding
Source: RefSeq, a predicted model, not a curated record
AUGGCGCAGGCGUCAAAGCAACCUUUGAUCGCCGUCGUCGGCGCGACAGGCACGGGCAAGUCAGAUCUAGCCGUGGAGAUAGCACGCGAGUUCAAUGGCGAGAUCAUUAACGGAGAUGCGAUGCAACUUUAUCAUGGCUUACCCAUCAUUACCAACAAGGUCACAACGGAAGAGACACAAGGAAUACCACAUCACCUGUUGGGCUGCAUCGGGCUGGAGCAAGAGACAUGGACUGUCGGCAAGUUUGUGAGCAGUGCUUUGACUGUGAUCGAUGAAAUUCGAAGCAGAGGCAAGCUUCCCAUCCUUGUCGGGGGUACUCACUACUACACUCAGUCACUAUUGUUUAAGGAUGCGCUCUCGAAGGAGCCUGCGCUUAACCUGAAUGAGAACAGUGAACACUUCCCGAUCUUAGAUGAGCCGACUAGCGUUAUCUUAGAGAAAUUGAGAGAGGUGGAUCCUGUAAUGGCGGACAGGUGGCAUCCGAAUGAAAGCAGGAAGAUCCAGCGCUCCCUCGAGAUCUACCUGAGGACCGGCAAGCCAGCAUCGCAAGUCUACGACGAGCAACGCAUCAAGCGAGAGAUCGAGCAAACCGCUACAGACGGCAAACAAGCCGAGAGUAGCACGGGCCUUCGUUUUCCUACUUUGUUGUUCUGGGUGUAUGCUGACAAGGAUGUACUGUACCCACGUCUCGACGGACGUGUAGACAAGAUGCUGGCUAAGGGUCUCCUGUCUGAGGUAGACGAGUUGUCGCGGUUCCGAGCCGAUUAUGAAGCACGCACGGGGAACGCCGUGGACCAGAGUCGUGGCAUUUGGGUAUCGAUCGGUUACAAAGAGUUCCUUGGCUACCAGAGUGCGCUCGCCGACAGCACACUUCCGCCAGCAGAACUUGAAAAGCAGAAGAUUGCGGCCGUGGAGAAGACCCAGGCUGCAACGAGACAAUAUGCGAACCGUCAAGCUCGAUGGAUCCGGAUCAAGCUCCUCAAUGCCUUGUUUGGAGCGGGGUACAAGAGCAACAUGUUCCUUCUCGAUGGCAGCGAUCUCUCGAAAUGGGAGGAUAACGUCCCGCGACCAGCACUUAGGAUCACCGAAAACUUCCUAUCGGGCCAACCACUUGCAGAACCAACAACUCUAUCUGCUGCCGCUGCAGAGAACUUGACACCAAAGCGCAACUACGAUCUCGGGCAGCGUCCCGACCUGUGGCAGAAGAAGGUUUGCGAGACGUGCGGAACGGUGUCUAUCACUGAGAAUGACUGGAAGCUACAUGGCCAGAGCCGCGCCCAUAGGCGAGCUGUUGGGAUCAAGAAGAAACAAGCGAAUGCAAAAGCUCGUGCGCCCAAAGAUCGCAGCGCUUGGCAGGCUGAUGUGGUAGACGUUCUCGAGACAUAUCUGGAUGGGCAUCCGGGCGACAGUCACUAA